GAUAAUCUUUGUGCUAACUAUUCUUUCUUCAUGUUGAAUUCUUUCUAGUACCAAUUUUGGUCGCUUAAUUUAACUUCUUAAAAAUAUAUUAAUUAAGCCAUCUUAUCCUAAUCCUACUUGAUCAUUAAUAAUUACAACCCUAAAAUAACGCAGCUUUAGGCCUUGUUUGUUUGUUUGGAGAACGACUCGCAGUGAACUCAACUGCCCGGAAACACACACACCACCGUCCACCGGACUUGCUCCUCCGCCCACUACUAAAGGCAGCGCACCGGUGAUUGAAUCCCGUCGAGACAGAUAGGAGCUUCAUGGAGAAUUUCAACUUCAAGCAUCGCGUUGAUCAAUUAAUUUCAAAAGUUGAUCAACUUGAGCAGAAAGGGCAUGAGAUAGAUAAAUUUUACUCCAGCUUAAAUAAAAAGCAAACAGACAUGCCAAAAGGUAACUCAACUACAAAGGAUAAAGAUAAGGAGAAACAUGUUCCAAGUAUUAAGAAGCAACAGCAGGAUGCAUCACGUAGAGAAGCGGCUGCUCAAAAAAGAAUGCAAGAUCUUAUACGCCAGUUUGGCACAAUAUUGCGCCAGAUCACACAACACAAGUGGGCUUGGCCUUUUAUGCAACCGGUUGAUGUAGAGGGCCUGGGCUUAAAUGAUUAUUAUGAGAUCAUUGACAAGCCCAUGGAUUUCAAUACCAUUAAGAACCAAAUAGAGGCUAUUGAUGGUACUGGAUAUAAGCAUAUUCGGGAAAUAUGUUCUGAUGUGAGACUGGUUUUCAAAAAUGCUAUGAAAUAUAAUGACGAAAGAAGUGAUGUUCAUGUGAUGGCAAAAACUUUACUGGAAAAGUUUGAGGAGAAAUGGUUGCAACUUCUGCCUAAAGUUACUGAAGAGGAGACAAGACGAGAAGAGGAAGAAGCUGAAGCACGGUUAGCUAUGCAAUUUGCUCAAGAAGUAGCUCAUGCUAAAAUGGCUAGAGACUUGAGUAACGAGCUUGAUGAAGUUGAUGCACAUUUAGAAGAGCUACGGGAGAUGGUUGUUAAAAGAUGCAGAAAAAUGUCAACGGAAGAAAAGAGAAACCUUGGAGCUUCUCUAACCAGACUGUCUGCUGAUGAUCUUCGCGGAGCAUUGGAAAUUGUUGCCCAAGCUAAUCCGAACUUCCAAGCAAAUGCUGACGAGGUGGAUCUUGACAUAGAUGCUCAGAGUGAGUCUACCUUGUGGAGGUUAAAUUUUUUUGUUAGAGAUGCUCUUGAAGUCCAAAGCAAGAAUUCAGGAAGCGUGGACGGAGAUGAAAAUCUGAACAACAGACGUAAAAGAGAUUUGUGUGAUGCUAUUGCAAAAGCUAAGAAGAAGAGGGCCAAGAAGCCUACUUGAAGUUCAUUCGGAGACAACAUGCUACUCUUAGGUUGACUUGAGUUAGUGAUAAUAACCCAAUGAGUUAUUUCUAGAAACAAAUCAAACCAACCACCUAGUUUGAUGAAGACAUUUUCUUGGAAAAUGGCAAAAUUUGUGCUGCUCACAUUCUGUCUCUUAUUAUGUCAAGCCUAGUUUUUUUAGGUGGCUUGAUUUUUGCUUUCAAAGAAAACCUUGCAAUGUAACCUAGUUUUGAUUUUGAAGACAUUUUUUUGUUGUCCCCCAUGACCCUGUAAUAUUCAUUUGAUCAUUUCUAAAUUCUAAUGUUUGACUGAUAUGGUAAUUUGUUUCUUUUUA
Messenger RNA from Trifolium pratense (red clover), 1697 nucleotides. RefSeq names its product transcription factor GTE6-like. The record is from RefSeq and is a predicted model, not a curated record. Bases 306 to 1361 code for a protein of 351 amino acids. Gene Ontology annotation, molecular function: protein binding. The transcript is spliced from 8 exons. Lineage: Eukaryota; Viridiplantae; Streptophyta; Magnoliopsida; Fabales; Fabaceae.